UCGGAUAACGCGUCCAAAAUCCCAAGCCAAAAAACGGCUGCUUUCGCUUCAACGGAGUCCAAUUUUUUCGUUUGUCUGUUUAUUUUGUUUGAUUUUCUUGUGAAUUUUCGUUUAAUUUCACUGAAAUUCCACAUACAAUUGACCGCGGAUGCACGCGAGAGUGAAAUAGUGCUUUCAUUCGAAGUUCUCAGGUCUAUUAGGCACGAUGGAGUGGCAGUUCGUAAUACCGCGGGUGAACACCGAGCUGCUCAAUUCGGACAAAAACAAUUACUGCGUUGGUCGGGUGCUCGAUUCGCGCGAGAUUCCCGACGCACUGAAAAAUGCACGGGGAAGCAUGAACGAACCAUUCGGAGUGUUCGACCACUUCGAUACGUUCUACUCGGUUAUUGACAACGGGCAGCAACUGUCCGGCACGAAUCUUCUGCGAGCGUACGAUCUUCUGUAUAUCGCCGUUGACCGUUUGGGCAAGAAGCUUGCCGAAGUGCUGGGGAAAUCGGAUCUUCCCAGGGAAGAACGACUGCCGGCGCUGAAUGCAGUCAAAAUGUUGUGCUAUUUGGUCGGGGGCUUGGUCAAGGUGAUCGAUGCUCACGUGAGUUCGGCCAAGGAAGGGACGGGACUGUUGAAGAAAGGAGGGGCCAAAAAGAAUAAGGACAAGGACGAUGAGCUGGAAGCAUUGGACUGGGAUAACAAGCGGAACCGAUGCGUGGUACAGUUGUACAAUUUGUUCCAGUUGCCGCUGGAGAGGCUGUGGGAUCCUCCGGUUUGCGAGGAGUCCUUCGUAGAUGUAAUCUGCGAUAUUUGCUAUCGAACGUUGGAGCAAUCAUACGUAAAGAACAGAUCGCUGGUGGACAGCGUGUUUCAGAUCCUUGGUACUGCGAUCAAACGAUACAAUCACGCCUUGUCCUUCCCAGUACGAACAAUGCAAAUUCUGGAACGCUGUGAGGCUUCCAUCGCUCCGAUUGCUGCCGGGGUAAUGCUUUUGUAUGAAGAAUUUGGAAUCGCAACUAUCUAUCCGGUGUUGAUAAAAGAGCUGAUCGAACGCCUUGGUGCCGAUGCGGCAGAUGCACAAGUCGCUCGGCAUUUCAGUCAGUUUCUGCUGGAGUUAGGUACAUUGGCACCUAAAUUGAUCAUACCGCAUCUUUCAACGUUAAGUGACGAACUGCUCGGUCUGGAAUCCUAUGUGGUGCGAAAUUGCGUACUGCAGAUCAUGGGCGAAGCGAUAGUAACGGAACUGUCGUCGGAAGAGCUGACGGAUGAAUUGAAGGAAACCAGAGACGAAUUCUUACAGGAUUUGUGGAGUCACAUGAUGGACGUUUCGGCUCACGUCCGAUCCAAGGUUUUGCAGAUUUGGCAUCAUGUGGAACGGAAUAAUGCCGUUCCGUUGACAUGGAGGCAUCAAAUCCUGGAAAGGGCCGUCGAACGACUCGAAGAUAAAGCGCUGCUGGUACGAAAAAAUGCUAUUGCGCUGAUCAAAGCCUUUCUGGAACAUAAUCCAUUUUCAGCUAAGUUAUCGCUUGCCGAGUUGCGGAACCAGUAUGAGGAAGCCGAUAAGAAACUCCAGGAGAUUCGUGACAAGAUGGUCGAGCAGGAUACGGCCCUGAAGAAAACCGAAGAAGACUGGGAGGACCUGACGGUGCAGAUGUAUCCCAUAUUCUCCGAAGAGCUCUCGCGCCAGAGCUCGUCGGAUGAAGCUUCGCAGAUAGUCGGCACGGACGCGGAUGUCGAAUCGUUGGUCAAAGACAUUGGUACCAUUAUCGAGGGUCAACGGUACAAAGAGCUGCUUGAAUUGGCAUGUAAGGUGGACUACGCCAUUGGAAAUACAGAGACGCGAAAAACAUUGAACGUGGAACAGCAGUGCGUUUACUUCCUGGCUGUGCUAAAGAGCUACUUUAUCAAUAACCGCCACGGGGCAAAUUUGAACGACGAGUUUCAGAAAAUUGAGAACGAGGUCAAUUUUAUGAAAGAUUCGAUUCGAUUCUCGGAAAUUGUCUCAGAUGCGGUGCCCAAGCUACAGGACAUGUUGAUGUCGAAAUCGCAUUCGGAUGUGUUCGAAGCGAUCGAUUUCUUCACUUCGGCCUAUCUGUUUGGCAUAAAGGGAACUGAGUGCGGCAUGCAGCAAAUGUUGUAUCUAGUUUGGUCAUCCGACGCGGAUAAACGCAACAGCGUUGCGGCCGCCUACAAAAGAGUGCUGCUGGAGGUAGAUCUGGAAGGCAGAGCAAAAAAUGUGAAGGUGGUUCGAAACCUGUGUCAAUUCAUGAUCAAUUUGUCGAUGGGCCACUAUACGGCGAUGGAAGUGCUGGUCAAAGAGUGGGUCGAGAGUGGUGACUUAGAUGCUCAAAUGAUUCAAGUUAUGUUCGAGAUUUACACAAUGAAGCUGGAAAAUGUAACUCAAUCAGAAUCACGGCAGGCACUCCAACUGCUGAUUAUGGUGUCUGCUGGAAAGCCUUCGGUAGUCUCGGCGAACCAAGCUCUGCUGGAGACGAUCGGGUUUGAGCAGCGUGGAAGGAAGGAUCCCAGAAUUUUCACAGCCACACUAAUGCUUCUUAUGAACUCCAUUCCGAAACCAAAGGAUGGCAUCAAGUAUUACAAACGAUACGAAGCCGAUGCUCCUAUAGUAGAGAAGGUGAGCGACGUGUUUGUGAAACUGUUCUUCAACAGCAAAAUCAACAAUUUCGACACCAUUGGCAACAAAACGUUCGACUUCAUCUAUAAAAUGAUCAACACUCCGGACGUGGUCAGCCAAAACAUUCUCGUCACUAUUUACGAAAAGUUGCACAUUCUCGCCUCAAAGUUUGCCGAACAAGACGACAUUUUGCGCCUUUCACAAGACUCCCUAUCGCAAAUUCCUGGUGCUACUCAGGAAGAAAACAUUCGCUCAUCACAAGGCUCCUCCCAAGCCAGUUCUCGUAAAAGCUCUAUUACGCUACCAACGUUUCUGAUUGCUCGUUUCAUCCUCAUCAUUGGAUAUGUCGCUAUGCGCCAGAUGAUUCAUCUGGAUAUCGACGUCUACAGCAAUCUCAAAUACCGUCAGGAUCUCAAAGAAGAGAUAAAAAAUCGUAAGAAGAAAAACGCUGCCGUCAGCAAGAAUACGCCGAAACGGAAGACCGUGAGCAUGAACGAAUCAGCCAGUAAUGCACUGAAGCGACUUUCCGGUGCCAACAGCAAAGAACAGGAACAGGCGGAAGAGGAAGAACUACUGAGCGGCGCCACCGCCGAAGACACUGUUGCCGAAGAGAUCACCUACAUCUGCGAAACGGAAAUGCUCUAUAACAAAGAAUCGAUGCUGGCCCGCUUCAUUCCCACCAUUAUAGAGAUCUGCAAGCAUCCGAAUCGGCAUAAAGAUGAAUUUCUCCAAAAGUCCAGCACUCUCACCCUAAUCCGCCUCAUGUCCGUUUCGUCUACCUUCUGCGAGAACAACAUGCCCUUCCUGAUGAACAUCCUACAACAUACGAAAAGCAACCAGAUCAAAUGCAACAUCGUCAUUGGCCUCUCAGAUCUAACGUUCCGUUUUCCGAACGUCAUCGAACCCUGGACCAGUCACAUGUACGCCACGCUUCACGAGAAAAACGUUGAGCUGCGUCUCACGGCCGUCAAGAUGCUUUCCAAUCUGAUUCUGCACGAAAUGAUCCGUGUCAAGGGUCAAAUUUCCGAUCUGGCCAUGUGCAUCGUGGAUCCGGUCAAGGACAUCCGCACCAUAACCGAGCAGUUCUUUAAGGAAAUUGCCAACAAAUCCAACAUACUGUACAAUGUCCUACCCGACAUCAUUUCGCGAUUGAGCGAUCCAGCGCUGGAGCUGGAGGAAUCCAAGUACCAAAUCAUCAUGCAGCACAUCAUCGGACUGAUCAACAAGGACAAACAGAUUGAAUCACUGGUCGAGAAGCUGUGCCUGCGGUUCCGGGUGACAAGCGAGCAGCGGCAGUGGCGGGACAUUGCGUUCUGUCUGUCGCUGUUGUCGUACAACGAGAAGACCAUCAAGAAGCUGUCGGAGAACAUUGGAUGCUUUAAGGAUAAGGUGCAGUACGACGAGAUCCAUGGCUCGUUCAAGACCAUCAUCAGCAACACCAGUAAGCUGGCGAAACCGGAACUGAAGGCCGCUGUCGCAGAAUUCGAGAGCCGACUCGACGAGUGUCUUGCUAUCCGCGAGGAAGGAGCAUUAGGUACCGGUGGAGAAGACAACGGUGGUGACGGCUCCGGCUCACCGAAGGCCACCCAGGUGGCCGGCAGUAGCCGUGGAGGAACUCAGAAAGAACAGCAAAAAGCGGUAUCUAAAUCGGCGGUCAAAGGCAGAGGUCCGGUCGCGGGUGGCUCUAGGGCAGGAACUUGUCGAGGUCGUGCGAAGCAGUCUUCGUCGGAGAGUGAUUCGGACAGCGAGGAAGAGAACAUGCCACCGGCUGCUAGUGCGCGAGCAGCCGCACGUGCACGGCAGAAUAAGGGAAAAAAGGUCACGAAGAUCAUCGAGAGUGAUAGUUCAGACACCACGCCUAGACGCAAAACAAAAUGCAUUCAAGCACUCAAUUAGGAUUGCACCAAAUCAAUGUUCAUUUCCGUACACAUCCCACCACACAAUCCAUGCUUUUUUUAAAUUUUAUAUUGAGCAUCCUCCUCUAAAUUUAUUAUUGAUGCCAUUUUAAUGUAUAUUAGAAAACACAUUUUAAAUAUAUUAGUUUGUAUUUAGUUUAUAGUUAGAGCUUUUAAUUAACUGUAGGUUAGAAUGAAUUAGACUAGACAAGAUAGUCAAAGCUUAUUGAUGCAAUAGUGUGCUGCUAGAUGUGUUUCGUAUAAAUCUCGAAUAAAAUCCUGCUGAGAA
This is a messenger RNA of Armigeres subalbatus, 4807 nucleotides long. RefSeq names its product condensin complex subunit 1 (gene Cap-D2). The record is from RefSeq and is a predicted model, not a curated record. Gene Ontology annotation, molecular function: histone binding. Gene Ontology annotation, cellular component: condensed chromosome, centromeric region; nucleus; condensin complex. Gene Ontology annotation, biological process: mitotic chromosome condensation; mitotic cell cycle; meiotic chromosome condensation. Lineage: Eukaryota; Metazoa; Arthropoda; Insecta; Diptera; Culicidae.